Bipolaris sorokiniana ND90Pr is the source of this 704-nucleotide messenger RNA. RefSeq lists its product as uncharacterized. Lineage: Eukaryota; Fungi; Ascomycota; Dothideomycetes; Pleosporales; Pleosporaceae. The coding region runs from base 83 to 496 and encodes 137 amino acids. The record is from RefSeq and is a predicted model, not a curated record. The transcript has 3 exons.
CUCGGUAUAAUUGAAGCACAACAACACAGUCCAGACAAUCACCUUCUCUCCUCCUUCACUAAACCAACAACCCCUCGCCAACAUGCUCUUCUCUCGCCUUCCUCUCUUCGCAACCCUCCUCAGCGUGGUCACUGCUUGGGAAGCCACCUUCUACAAUGCUCCUGACUGUGACGCCAACGGUCUGACAAUCUACCGCAUAAUGACCUCAGACGCAUACGGUGCCUGUAUUGAACUUGACGGCACCUUAUAUACCAAUGUCGAAUGCCGACAAUACAUCAAUGGCGGUGCUACCAAUUCAGAAUGCACCGACGACAACAUCUUCCCAAUCUCCACUCUCUUCACAUAUGACGGCACCUACCAGUGCCGCUCUUACUAUGCCGCUGGCUGCGAGGGACUGUACGAUGAGCAGUCAAAGCAUGAAGUCGGUGCACCUUAUCAAAAGGAAUGCGCGACUUAUACUAAGCAGUACAAGUCUUUUGGUUGUACCAAGUAUUAGUCCUAGUGUUUGAUCAUCAUGAUAUGAUGUAAAUGGUGAAAUUUUGAGGAAGCGAUGGACACGCGGUUUUAUUGAAGACAAAAGGAAAAUAGGCUGACAAGGUAUCCAAAGCUCAGUGGACCAUUAGAACCAAUAGAAUUGACGAUAUCUGAAAACGAUAUUACUACUGCUAUGGAUCAAAAGAUAACAAUAUCACAUGUUAUACCAC